GACAGAAUACCAGUCAAAUGCAUAAUAUGAGGCCAACUAGAUUUUCUGGAAUUCAGUCAUCAGUUAGAGUUCCUCAAUCAGGUGCUUUCUCAAAAUUGGGUGGUAACAUAGGCGUGAGUGCCCCAUCUUCCUUUACUGCUGAAGCUCCAGAUGACAGCAAGCCAGCAUUCGAGCAGUUAAAGAGAGGAAAUGAAGAGGCACAGACAGCUGGUCUGAGAGACGAUGAACUUGGGAUCAAGUUUCAUGAUUCUCAAAGAAGAGCUGCUGUUGUAGAUAUUGCUUCUUCUGGUGCUGCUCCAGUUCUACAAUUAAAACACAGAGGCCUAAGAAAAGAAGACGCAUCAAUGACCAUGGGUGGAGGUGAAAUUCGAAAUGUGUUGAUGAUGAAGGCUAGAACAGAGAUGCUUAGGAAGCUUAAUGACAGGGACACUGCAUCAAAACUGAAUGCUUCACAUGAAUUAAAUAUUGUAGAGAAGGAGAUGAGUGAGAAGCAACAAGGAAAUGGAACAGAUGCAGAAAAUGGUGGGAAUGAAGACACAAAUAAAUCAGCAGACGUUAUGGAUGUUAGGACUAGAGUUCAUCCAAAAAAGUUAUCCUCUUCUGUAUCUGAUGCUGACAGUACCACUGAGGAUGCUGACCCUAUCAUGGAGGAAGCUGAUCUGAUUACAAUAAGUGUGGCAGAUCCUGAUCUUCAUGAUUUUGACAACGAUCGCACAGAGAAGUCAUUUGGCGAUAACCAGGUUUGGGCUGCUUAUGAUAAUGGUGAUGGCAUGUCACGUUAUUAUGCAAUGAUUCAUGGUUUCAUGUCAUUGAAACCAUUCAAGAUGCGGAUAAGCUGGCUUAAUUUAAAAAGUAAUCAUGAAUUGGGCCCACUGAACUGGAUUGGCUCUGGCUUCUGCAAAACUAGUGGGGAUUUUUGGGUUGGCAAGUUUGUAAUUAACAAGUUGCUUAAUUCUUUCUCCCACAAGGUUAAACGGUCAAAAGGCAAAAAGGGGGCUAUUCAAAUAUAUCCUCGUAAGGGAGAUGUUUGGGCCCUAUAUAGGAACUGGUCCCCUGAUUGGAACGAGCUUACCUCUGAUGAAGUGAUUCACAAAUAUGAUAUGGUGAAGGUACUUGAAGAUUACAAUGAGGAAAGUGGUGCUGUUGUUGUCGUUCCACUGGUGAAAGUAGCUAGAUUCAAAACACUGUUUCGGCAACACCCAGAGCCAAGUCAAGAAGGUCCUAACGCUCCCAAGGGUUGCUUGGAGCUUGAUCCUGCAGCUACGCCAUUGGAACUUCUGGAGGUAUUAACUGAAGCUCAGGUGAAACAAAUGGAGGUCACCACCAACUUGGAAAGAUCAGAGGAGAGAGAGCGGAUGGAAAUUGGAAAGCCGUUGAAGUUGAAACCAGAUAUUGUUCCUGAAAGUAUUGGAAAAUCAGUUGGGACAGAAGUGGAGGAGAGAAAGGAAAUAAAAAUGCCCCAGAUGAUUGUGUACAGACGUAGACAAAAAAGGGCACGGAAAAUCUAGAGGAAUGCUUUUAGGUAUGAAGUUUCAAGGUCAUUUGAUGUAAGAAAUCCGUUAAUUUAAC
Rubroshorea leprosula is the source of this 1569-nucleotide messenger RNA. The record is from the annotation of a GenBank genome assembly. NCBI's taxonomy places the organism in Eukaryota, Viridiplantae, Streptophyta, Magnoliopsida, Malvales, Dipterocarpaceae.